Molecule: messenger RNA, 3383 nt
Organism: Juglans regia (Persian walnut)
Lineage: Eukaryota; Viridiplantae; Streptophyta; Magnoliopsida; Fagales; Juglandaceae
Product: DNA-directed RNA polymerase 1B, mitochondrial
Exons: 19
Coding region: 241-3288 (1015 amino acids)
Biological process (GO): mitochondrial transcription
Cellular component (GO): mitochondrial DNA-directed RNA polymerase complex
Molecular function (GO): DNA-directed RNA polymerase activity; DNA binding
Source: RefSeq, a predicted model, not a curated record
AGGCGGCUAUAAAGUGAUCUCCGUUGUUCUCCUUCCAUUGCUCGAGAUCUCACAGUUUUCCUUAAUAAAUCUUUCUUGUUCCAAGUUUUUUGUCUCACCCACUCUCUCCCAUUGAUUCAAAUCGAAGAGAAACUUGGCUUUUUAAUGCCCCUUUUCAUAUUUUUUUUAAUCUGCUUCUUUCACCAACGAGCUUGAUUCCUCUGUUAUUUUUGGGCAAUUAAGCUAAGUAUCCACUGAAACAUGUGGAGGAAUUUAUCUAAACAAGUUUCUCCAAGAAAGAUAAUUUUUUACUCCGAAUCCUCUUGCUCUUGUUUACCUUCUUCUUCUUCGUCAUCCAGUUCUGGAAGGUGUUUUCGAGACUCGAAUUUUCUCGAGAAAAUCAGACCUUCCGAGUCGCCUAAAGGUGUAAAUUAUUGGUUUCCGGCUUUGGCUUUCGGUCAAUAUGGCGUAUUAUCUUCUCAGACUAAUGGAUUGAGACGAUCCAGCCUCGCGAAUUCAAAUUACCCGUUUGGUUUUUCUGGGAAUUAUAGCUGUGUGAUAAGUUAUGCAAGUGCUGCGGAGGCUAUUGCUUCCGAGGAAGACUUGUCGGGGUCAGAUGAAGUGCAAGAACUGUUGGAGGAAAUGAUUAGAGAAGACAAGGUGUUGGAGUCCCUUUCAAGGCAGCCGAAGAAAAUGGUGGCGGGUAUGGGGGUAACGAAGUAUAAUAUGCUUCGAAGGCGACAGAUAAAGAUGGAGACUGAGGCAUGGGAAGAGGCGGCCAAGGAGUACCAGGAGCUCCUGACGGAUAUGUGCGAACAGAAGCUCGCACCUAAUCUUCCAUACAUGAAGUCUUUGUUUCUGGGUUGGUUUGAGCCCUUGCGGGAUGCCAUUGCUGAGGAUCAAGAAUCUAGCAAGCAAAAGAAGCACAAACCUUCUCAUUAUCCUCAUUUUGGUCAAUUACCGGCGGAUAUGAUGGCGGUCAUUACAAUGCAUAAGCUGAUGGGAUUGUUGAUGACUAAUACCGGAGGAAUAGGCAGUAGCAGGGUCGUGCAUGCCGCUAUCCAGAUAGGCGAAGCAAUCGAACAUGAGGCCAGGAUACACAGGUUUUUGGAGAAGACAAAGAAGAAGAAGAAGAAGAGCACAACAGUAAAUAAAGCAGAAGGCAAAUCUAAUGAUGAAACAGAUAAGAAACCAGAAGGUGAAUUUGAUCCCAUUAUUGAUGGACAAGAAAAGCCAACCAAAGAACAAGAGAAAUUAAGGAACAAAGUAACUAAACUGAUGAAAAAGCAAAAGGUGCGUCAAGUAAGGGGAAUACUGAAAGAACAAGAUGACAUGGAACCUUGGGGUCAGGAAGCUCAAGUUAAGGUUGGCUGCCGCUUAAUUCAAUUGUUGACUGAAACGGCCUACAUACAACCUCCAAUCGAACAAUUAGGAGAUGGUCCACCAGAAAUUCGGCCAGCAUUUGUACACUCCCGUAAAACUUUGAUGAAUGAAACACAUAAGUGCAGCAGGAGAUAUGGUGUUAUUGAAUGUGACCCGCUAGUUUGCAAAGGACUUGAGAAAACUGCUAGACACAUGGUUAUUCCGUAUAUGCCUAUGUUAGUGCCUCCUCUAAAGUGGAGAGGGUAUGACAGAGGGGCAUACUUGUUUUUACCAUCCUAUGUAAUGCGAACACAUGGAGCAAAACAACAACGUCAAGCACUUAAGAGGGCUCCAAUGAAUCAAUUAGAACCUGCUUUUGAGGCUCUGGAUACCCUUGGAAAUACGAAAUGGAGGGUAAACAAAAGAAUACUUAGUGUGGUGGACAGAAUAUGGGCUAGUGGAGGCGGUCUUGCUGAUUUGGUUGACCGUGAAGAUGUUCCUUUGCCAGAGGAACCAGACACAGAAGAUGAAGCAGAAAUUCGGAAGUGGAAGUGGAAAGUCAAAGCCACAAAAAAGGAGAAUAGCGAGAGGCAUUCACAGCGGUGCGAUAUAGAACUUAAACUUGCUGUUGCUCGGAAGAUGAAGGAUGAGGAAGGCUUCUACUACCCACAUAACCUUGAUUUCCGAGGUCGUGCGUACCCCAUGCACCCAUAUUUAAACCAUCUUGGUUCUGAUAUAUGCCGAGGCAUCCUAGAGUUUGCAGAGGGGCGCCCUCUUGGAAAGUCAGGCUUAAGGUGGUUGAAGAUACAUUUGGCAAAUCUGUAUGCUGGAGGUGUAGACAAGUUGUCCUAUGAGGGUCGGGCAGAGUUUACUGAGAGCCAUCUAGAUGAUAUCUUCGAUUCUGUGGACAGGCCUCUUGAAGGAAAGAGGUGGUGGUUGAGUGCUGAGGAUCCUUUCCAAUGCUUGGCAGCUUGUAUUAAUCUCUCAGAAGCGUUGAGAAGCUCCUCUCCAGAAACUACUGUUUCACACAUGCCUGUCCACCAAGAUGGUUCAUGUAAUGGCUUACAACACUAUGCUGCCCUUGGGAGGGACAAGUUGGGAGCAGCUGCAGUAAAUCUUGUUGCGGGAGACAAACCUGCAGAUGUUUACUCUGGAAUUGCUGCCAGAGUCCUUGACAUCAUGAGGAGAGAUGCGGAGAAAGAUCCAGCAACUAAUCCAAAUGCAUUGCACGCAAGGCUUUUAAUCAAUCAGGUGGACCGGAAAUUGGUUAAGCAAACAGUGAUGACAUCUGUAUAUGGUGUCACUUACAUUGGUGCCCGUGACCAGAUCAAGAGGAGAUUAAAGGAGCGUUGUGCCAUUGCAGAUGAUGAAGAAAUGUUUGCUGCAUCUUGCUAUGCUGCAAAGACCACAUUGACAGCAUUAGGAGAGAUGUUUGAAGCUGCAAGAAGUAUAAUGAGCUGGCUUGGCGAUUGUGCAAAGGUUAUAGCUUCGGAGAAUCAGCCUGUGAGAUGGACCACGCCUCUUGGGCUUCCUGUUGUCCAACCCUACCGUCAAUUGGGAAGGCACCUUAUUAAGACUUCUCUUCAGGUGUUGACAUUACAACGAGAAACUGACAAGGUGAUGGUUAAGCGGCAGAGGACAGCUUUUCCCCCAAAUUUUGUGCACUCGCUUGAUGGUUCACACAUGAUGAUGACUGCCGUUGCCUGCAAAAAGGCAGGCCUUAACUUUGCAGGAGUCCACGAUUCAUAUUGGACACAUGCAUGUGAUGUUGAUGAGAUGAACAGAAUACUGAGAGGAAAGUUUGUUGAACUCUACAAGGCACCAAUACUUGAGAAUUUGUUGGAGAGCUUCCAGAAGUCUUUCCCAAAAUUGGAAUUUCCUCCCUUACCAGAGCGGGGAGACUUUGAUCUCAGAGAUGUGCUGGAAUCUCCCUAUUUCUUCAACUAGUUUGAGGCAGAUGCCUACUUUGGCAGUUUCCCUUAUUAACUUGGACUCUCUAUCUCUCUCAUUCAGUGGAAGGUGAUGACAGCUUAACUUUUUCA